CUGUGUGAGACAAAAAGGCUUGUGUUUGAGAGACUCCAGAGUGUGAGGUACAGACACUGUAGUACUAUCAACUAUUCUUGAGUGAUUCACCUAACACCUUUAGCCUGCAUGAUAAUGUAAAGACGGCUUCAUCAAGGCAGUUUCACAAAUGUUAAAAGAAAUCACGAUUUAACAGUGAAGCAUGUGUUGAGACGGGGUUGUGAGUCGUUUGUUUUGGUUUAAUGAGGAAACAACUGAGGCGCAGGAGAGUCACUCGUGUGACGAGCCUGCUAGUAGCGGGAGUGAAAAGAUGCCAAAACCAGCAUCUCAGAGCAUCCUGUUGCCCGCCAAAAAACUCCUGUGUGACGCUGUCUUAAGAGAAUGGACAAGUGAGAUUGAAGGAACUACACUGAAAUUUUGCUUCUGGUUUGAACAGUGGUGUGCUGGGGAUCAUCUGUGUUGAGGCCAUGACACUGAAAGCGAUAUAUGGAAUGGGUGGGAUGGUGCGACAGCUGUGUGGUGCUGGAUGGACAGUUGGGCAAGCAUCGGUGAGUCGGGCACUGCACACAUCUUCACGGCACCACAGUGAAGACAUGCAGAUUCAGAAGGUAGAGCGCCUUGAAAAGACCCUGAACCAAGUGAUGCUGUUGGGACGGGUAGGAGGCGCUCCAGAGAAGAGAGGCACAGAGGAACAUCCUGUGGUCACUUUCUCAGUUGCCACACAUACCAACUAUCGCAAAGGAGACGAUUUGAUCCAGCAGACAGACUGGCACCGAAUUGCAGUGUUCAAGCCAUUCCUACGUGAAUCAGUGUACCGCUAUCUGACUCGGGGCCAGCGUGUGAUGGUGCAAGGCAGGAUUGGGUACUUAGAGCGCCGGGAUCCAGAGAACAACCAGCUCAUCAUGAAGACUGCUACCAUUGUAGCAGAGGAUGUUAUUUUCUUCAAUAAAACCUAGUCAAGUGAUUUCUGAAAAAUAGUGUAUGUGCUAUCAUGAUGUUCAGAGAACUUGUGAAUAGAGUUUUAGUGUGAUCGUGCCAGUCAAUGCUUUUUAGAUUGGUCAGUGAUCAUAGUGUCUUUGGAUUUUCCUUCAAUGAAGGAGUUUCACUAAUGUGAACUGACUUCAUGAAAGUUUCCAUCAUCCAUCCCUUCUGUCACUAAAAUGAUGUGGCAAUAGAAUUUUCAUAUGCAGCAGUAACCUACAUAAAUGUGUAAUUAUGGUACAUAUACAUCUUUUCAGUCUGAAACAUACCUCUCACAUUUCCUGUUAAUAAUGUGCAUCUUAGUUUGGAAGAGAUAAUAAAAACAAUUCAUAUAAACUA
Messenger RNA from Portunus trituberculatus (swimming crab), 1299 nucleotides. It is a transcript of the gene mtSSB, whose product is annotated as single-stranded DNA-binding protein, mitochondrial-like. NCBI's taxonomy places the organism in Eukaryota, Metazoa, Arthropoda, Malacostraca, Decapoda, Portunidae. Gene Ontology annotation, molecular function: single-stranded DNA binding. The coding region runs from base 447 to 935 and encodes 162 amino acids. The record is from RefSeq and is a predicted model, not a curated record. Gene Ontology annotation, biological process: positive regulation of helicase activity; mitochondrial DNA replication. Gene Ontology annotation, cellular component: mitochondrial nucleoid. The transcript is spliced from 6 exons.